AUGUCUGAGGCCAAUGACGAUCAAAAGGUUCCUGUCGAGCCAACGUCGAAAGAACACCAGAAGGAACGCAGAAUACGCAAGCAAGGUGACCUGAAACCUUGUGAGAGAUGUAGAUCUCAGCAUCUCAAAUGUGUGUACAAUGCACACGACCCACGAUGUCAACGAUGCGAGCGCUCAGGCAACGACUGUAUCAGAAGUACAAAGAAAAUCAGAUUUCGUGAUGUUCCAGCGUCGAGGUUUCACACUGAUCGGAGGAGCAGAAAAGUUUCCACGAUCAAAGCAACAGGAUCUAAGUUAGCCGUGAGCAAGAAUGCAGCGUCUAUCAACCAGAGUGUGGCAGACCUCAAUCAUUCCGAGUCAAUGGAUGCUGUGCCCUCAGAAAGUCUGCAGGAUGACUCUGACGAGCAAGAAGAUGCUGAGGUGGACGCAUUUGCUGUCACUUCUGCACCUGUCCAUUUUGUCGACCCAAUAGUGGGCGUUUCCACGGUACAGUCUGCGAAACAGAUGAGCACCUAUGUGCAACAGCCGACGAGAAGUGAUUCUAACAAGCAAGAUACUGACACCGACAUGAUGUUUGCUGCAGCUCUACUGCCACCUACGCCGUCGGACGACCGCUUGUCGCUCAGCGAAUACUACGACAACGCAUCGUUGACACGAGUGUUCAGCUCGGACAUGAACUCCAUCAUGAGUGGUUCGCCACAAACCAGAGGCCGCAGAGCCUCAUCAUCCCGCUAUCUUGAUCAGCUGGUCAGAUCUCAGGCAAGAGAUGUGCCACAGAACUCACACGAUUACCUCGAAAACGUGCUGCUGAGAUAUUUUCACGAAGAGUUGGCGCCUUGGUUCGAUCUGUGUGAUCCAGACCGGCAUUUCGCAACCGUGAUACCACAGAGAGCUCGUGCUCCGGGUCCCCUGCGCAGCGCUAUCCUCACCAUAUCAGCAAGGAACAUGUCACGCAACAGAAGGUUUCGCAACAGCGCGGGGGUGGUGGAGUGGAAAGGUCGACCUUUGCCUGAUUUGAAAGAGGAGUUCGCUGUACCUUACCACAAUGAGUGCAUCCGCGAUCUGCUACAGUUGAGCAUGAAUCCGAGGAAGCUGCAAGAUGAGAAUCUCCUUGCCGCUGUGCUAGCUCUGCGCACUGAUGAGGAGAUGGGACUUGAUACAGGUGAUAGCAACGAUGAUCAACAGCUUUUCCUACGAAUCGCAAGUGUCUUCAUCGAUGCUCAAUUACCCCCAGCUUUAGCUUUACCACACAGCUCGCCUACAGUGUUCCCGUCCACGAUAGCCGAGGAGUACACCCAGUCCGAAAUGGUGUCGCCAUCUGUACACACCGACGAUCUAGGUGCAAGCGGACUUCGUCAGGCCUGUUUCUGGACUGCAUUUCGUCAAGAUCUACAUGCUUCGUUCUUGAAACAGCAGCCCGUGAGGUUUCCAUUAUCUCGUUGUGAGGUCUUCCGACAGCUAUCCCCUGCGACCGAUGCUGUCUGGGCCAACCGCAUGGUCACUUUUUGUGCUGAUGUCCUGGAAUUUAGCUAUGGCAGUGAUUCUAGUGACGGCAAAGUAAUGCCUUCAUACACUAACCAAGAUCGCUGGAGAGAGCUUCGAGACCGCGAAAAACUUAUUUGCGGUCUACUGCCUGCAACUUUCGAGCCCACUUUCUGCAGCGAGCCAGAGUUGCUGCAUGGCAUCUUUCCUGAGAUAUGGUACCUCGACCCUUGUCAUGUGAGUGGAACAACGUACAUUGAGUUGGCACGUAUGUUACUACAAGUCUUCGAUCCGACACGACCGAAGCUAGGACACGGCUUUUUAGCAGCUACUAACGCUUUCAUCAACUCUUCGAAGAAGGUAUUAUUUCGACUAUGUGGAAUUGCUUUGAGUAAUCAUCAUUGUCCUCCGAGUCUAAUCAAUGCCUGUCUGGGGAUUGCUAUGUUCGGCGAGUACUUUGACGAUUUGAGAGAACAGACUGCUCUCCUAGGCGUUCUUGAGCUUAUGCACAACCGAUAUGCCUAUCCAACAUCUCAGAUAGCACAGUCGCUAAAACGCGCUUGGCACAACGAAGACCUCGAGGGAACGAGUUCAAUAGUUUCCUACAACCCCACAGGCAUGGAUUAG
This is a messenger RNA of Lithohypha guttulata, 2109 nucleotides long. RefSeq lists its product as uncharacterized. Gene Ontology annotation, biological process: positive regulation of transcription by RNA polymerase II. Bases 1 to 2109 code for a protein of 702 amino acids. The record is from RefSeq and is a predicted model, not a curated record. Gene Ontology annotation, molecular function: DNA-binding transcription factor activity, RNA polymerase II-specific; zinc ion binding; transcription cis-regulatory region binding. Gene Ontology annotation, cellular component: nucleus. NCBI's taxonomy places the organism in Eukaryota, Fungi, Ascomycota, Eurotiomycetes, Chaetothyriales, Trichomeriaceae. The transcript has a single exon.